Messenger RNA from Plasmodium inui San Antonio 1, 3204 nucleotides. RefSeq lists its product as hypothetical. Gene Ontology annotation, cellular component: RISC complex; nucleus; cytosol. The transcript is spliced from 2 exons. The coding region runs from base 1 to 3204 and encodes 1067 amino acids. The record is from RefSeq and is a predicted model, not a curated record. Gene Ontology annotation, biological process: mRNA catabolic process; regulatory ncRNA-mediated gene silencing. Gene Ontology annotation, molecular function: RNA binding; nuclease activity. Lineage: Eukaryota; Apicomplexa; Aconoidasida; Haemosporida; Plasmodiidae.
AUGGAGAGACUGAACGGGAUCGUAAAGCAGGUCGUGUCAGCAGAUACCUACGUUUUGGCGGGCGCCAAAAAGGGCGGCGUUGCACAGGAAAGACAAGUGAGCCUGGCGUGCAUCCAGUGCCCCAGGUUGUUCAUGAAGAGCCAAAAUGUAGAAAAGAGUGAGGAGCCAUUCGCAUGGGAGAGUAGAGAAUUCAUUCGUAAAAUGAUCAUCGGGAAAAAUGUCACCUUCGUAGUAGAAUAUAUUUACAACAACAGAACGUAUUGCAGUGUAUUUUACGAGGAGCAAAACUUAUCAGUGAUGCUACUCCAGAGGGGUUACGCCAAUCUGGUGUCAAACAAGAAUGUCAAAACGAAUGUGUAUGCCGAUUUGGAGAGUUACUACAUCGAAGCGAAGGAAAAGAAAGUAGGUAUUUUUGGCAGCAACAUUAAUAGCUAUGUUAGGAAUAUUGUAUACUCCUAUAAUGACAAGAAUGAAAACAAGAAAAUUUACGACCUGUUUUUAAACAAAAAUUUGAAGUGUGUUGUUGAGCAUGUGAGGGAUGGAUCUAACUUUCGUGUGUAUGCUGAGAUGGAAGGGAAUGAGAAAAGGGAAACCAACACAACCGUCGUUGAGGGCACUGCAUUGCAAAAUGGAACCGUUGGUGAAAGCAGCAGCGGAGUGAAGGGGAAGAAGAAGAAAAAAAGCGCAGGUGGGAAAAAGAACCGAAAAAAUAGUGAUAUCGCCAACGGAUCGGGCAGUGAUGUCGACCAAGUGGCUAAAGCAACAGUGGGUUACAAAACCAUGUACUACUUCUCCUUCACCGUGUGCGGCAUCAUAGUCGAUAUGUUUAAAAAGGAAGUAGUGAACAAUGUAGAGAACGUCAAGGAGGAGCAGUAUGCCAUGGAGACGAAGAAGUUUGUUGAGGCGAGAUUACUAAACAGAGAUAUCGAAGUAGUGAUAAAGCACAUGGAUAAUAAUUGCAAUUUGUAUGCCAAUGUGUUUUAUAAGCUAGGAAAUAUCUGCACUCUUCUGUUGAAGAAUGGCUAUGCGUAUAUUAAUGAGUACACCAUUAAGUAUGUGGAAAAUGCUAUAGAGUAUAAGAGGUCCUUGGAUGAAGCAAUACAACUGAGGAAGAAGAAGUGGGUUAACUACACGGAGAAAAAAGUGGAUUACGAAAAGGAGUACCUUGCAACAGUUAUUGAGGUUCUCUACGGAGAUGUCAUCAUUGUCGAUUAUCAUAAUGAGGAGAGGAGACUCUACAUGGCUUCCAUCAAGUGUGAAAAGCAUAGCACUGAUUUGGCUGUAAAUACCCUAUGCUUAUCCGCCAAGGAUUAUUUGAAGAAUCAAAUUACCGGGGAAGUGGUAAAAAUUGUCACGGAAUAUGUGAGAAUCCCACAGAGCAAUAGUGAGGGGUACAUCCCACAGUGCUCCGAUGACAAGGGAAGAAUGCAUUUUGUCAGCGUGUACAAAAUGGAGAAUAAGAAGAAGAAGGAGGAGACCGCAAAAGCUGGCGUGGCUGUGCCUAGUAGUAAGUGGGGCAUCGAGGGGGAGGAGAAAAAAAAAAAGAAAAAAAAUGCAAAGAAGGGGGGACCAAUUAACAGCGGCGACCCGACUGGUUUGGGAGUGAAGAAAAGCGCCAAGAUGAACGGGAACGCGGCGGCUCACCUGCGCGAGGAAGACGGAGAUGAGGAAGAUCACACGAUGAUCAGCAUGAACGAACAACUCGUGGCCAGGGGAUUAGCAAAAGUGAUGAAUCACAGACAGGAAGACGAAAGGGCGAGCAACUAUUUCAGACUUCAAGAAUUAGAAAAAGAAGCACAGGAGAAAAAGGUGGGAAGAUUUAACCCACACAUCGAUAUUAUCAAAAUCAAUAAUAUAAGUGGAAGCGAAAACUCUUUGCGAGCCAGAUCAUUUGAGAAUGUCCUUAACAAGUAUAACAAUCUAAACGCCAGUGUGGAUUAUAUUUACGGAGCAAACAAAUUCAAGCUGCACAUCCCUUCGCAGAAUCUGUUAAUAAAUUUUAUCCUACUAGGUAUCUCUGUUCAGAAAAUUAACUUGAAAGAAAUUGGCACCAUCAGCACGUCAGCUAGCCAAAUGAGGAGAGUCAACGGGGCACUAGCAGGAGGAGAACAUUAUGACGGGGAAGAUGCUCACAAUUUACUGAAUGGAGAUGGCAACUCCAACAGGAAAGAAAAACUCGAGCUGAAGGAAAUAGCCAUCCAGGCUUACAGAUACACCAGAAAAAUGCUAAUGCAGAGAAAUGUGCAAAUAACUAUCUUAACGUGCGACAAGGGAGGCAAUUUUAUAGGUAUUCUACGCCAUCAGAAUAAAGAUUUCGGGGUGCACUUACUCAGCUUGGGCUAUGGAACGCUGAACGAAAUCGGAUUAAGUAACACCAAUGAAAGGAACAAUUACGUCAAAGCGGUUGAGGAAGCAAAGAAGGAAAAGAGAAACAUCUGGGCUAUUCAAAAAAUCGAUGCAAAUGAAGACGACACGGAUAAUGUUAUGCUCAAUGGACAAAAAAACGUGUCCCAAUUCGACAACAUCUAUUAUUGCUCCUACGUUGAAGAUAUCAACAAUAUUUCCAUUCAGUUGAAAAGCAAACAGGACCAGUUAAAAAAAUUACAAGAUGAGCUAAACAAACCAGCCAACUUAGAGUCAUCAUCACAGUAUGUCCUCUCCGAAAUUAAAAAAAACACCCUAGUGAUUGCCAAAUAUACGGAUAAGUGUUACUACCGGGCUGUUAUCCUGCAAGUGAAUAAAGCGAAGAAGAAAGCCCUCGUUAAGUACAUCGAUUUUGGAAAUGAGGAUGAGCUCAAUUUUGAAGAUAUCCGAAAGUUGAGUGACGGGUUGAACUUAAAAAUGUAUCCUCCAUUCAGCAUAAGGGUGUCCCUAGCUGGGGUUAAAAUCCCCGUCGAAAAUAAAGCGGAUUUGAUUAUCUAUGUGAAGAAAUUUUUAUUGGAUAAAUUUCUCUACGUUAAGUUUGAAAAAAAGGAAAAGAACAGCGCGUGUUAUCACGUCGUUUUUUACGACUACGAGCAGUUCACCACGAACAAGAAUGUCAAGAGUGUCAAUGAGGACAUCGUCUCCAGCGGUAUCUGCUACGUGGAUAACCGAAGUGACACCAAGAUCUUUGAGAAGCUCAAGAAGGAAGAGGUGGUGGCGAAGAAAGCCAAGCUUGUCAUAUGGGCCUACGGAGAUAUCGACUACGACGAUGAGAGUUGA